AUGUUUAAACAGUUAUCGCAGAUCGGUAAGAAUCUUACUGAUGAAAUUUCAAAGGGUUUAAAUGAUGAUUUCAACACUUCGCAAGAACAAUUGGUUGAUGACAACAGUGGUUUGCCAAAAGAAGUUCAGUUAAAAUUACGUAAAUUUGAAAAGUAUGAGCAAAAAUAUCCAUUAUUGUUGGCUGCUUAUAAAAAUGAAAAGGUUAAAAUAGAAAAAUUUAGUGAAAUUGAAAAGGUUUUGAUGGAAAAUACACCAGUAUCUGAUGUCGAUGAUAUUGACUCAUUAUCUUCCUUCUUUACGAAUAUGAAUGAAAAAACUUCGAUGUUGAAUGACGAAAUUAAAAGAUUGACUUCAUUGAAUUCGGAAUUAAAAACAAAGAAACAAGAAGAAUCGGAGGAUAAAUCUGAAAUAACUACAAUUGAUGACUUCAAAGAAAAGGAAGAAAAUUAUAAAAAGAAGAUACAAGAAUUAACUGAAAGCAUAAAUUCAGGAUUUUCUGAAGUGAACAAUGAUAACGGAUUAAAAGAAAAACAUAAAAAAGAUAUUGAUCACCUAACUAAUAAGAUAAAAGAGCUUGAAGGCAAUCUAUCAGUCCAUAUUAAAGAUAACGAAACUUUAAAAUCCGAGAUAAAGGAUAAAACAGAGAAAUUCAUUGAAUUGGAAACUAAAUCUAUUGAGGAUAAGCAAAAAGUUGAACUUUUAGAGAAGGAAUUGACUAAAAGUGAAGGAAAGGUAAAUGAAUUAAAUGCAGAAGUUAAAAACCAAUUGGAUUUAAUUAAAAUGUUAGAAGAAAAGUCAAAUACUAAAGAUAAGUUAAUUUUGGAAUUAGAAUCCGAAGUGAAAGAUAAGACAGAUGAUGUUUUAAAAUUAAAAGCCACUAUAGAAGGAAAAGAUGAAAGACUUUCGUCUCUGGAAGAAGAAAUGACUGCCAAGUCGGAAAAAAUAAAUAAAUUAGAACACGACCUUGAAAAAAAUUCUAAUAUUGGAAAGUUAGUUGAAGAAACUACAAAUGAGACAAAUAUACCAACUAAUAAUGUUCAAUCAACUGGCGGUGGAAAGAAGAAAAAUAAAAAGAAUAAGAAGAAGAUUUCCAAUAACAAUAAUGCCGCAAAUAGUAAUGAUGAUUCUUUGCAAAUUAUUUCACCUUCAGUUGAAUCAGGUCUAGAUGCUAAUUCAUCGAAAUUUACAUCAGAAAAAUAUAAUGAUUUAUUGAAAGAAUAUAAUGAAUUUAAAGAAAAACAUACUGAAUGUGAUAAAUUAAAGUUUGAAUACGAAACUGAAAAGGAAAAAUACGAAACUGAAACUACUAAUAAUAUCAAAGAUUUAGAAGUUGUAAAGAAGGAAUUGGAUUCUGCUAAGGAAGCGUUAUCGGUUUCUAAUUCUUCUUUAAAACAAAAAUCAACCGAGUUAGAAGAAGUCAAAGAUAUGUUACGUGAUGUGGGAAAUGAACUUGUUGAAGCAAAAGAUCAAUUGAAACAGGCAGGUUCCAAGCAAGGCGAAGAAAUCGAAAUUUUAAAGAAAGAUUUGAUGAAGUUAACUUCAGAAAAAGAAAAGUUACAGGCUGAAUUUGAAUCUAAGCAAAAGGAAUUGAAUAUAUCUAUUGACUCACUAACUAAAAAUGUUAGCGAAUUAAAGAAAUCUUUGGAUGCAGCUGAAACACAAAAAAAUAAGCUACAACAAGACGUAUUGAAAUCAAAUGAAUCACUUUCAAAAUUGAAAAACGAUAAUAAUAGUUUAUCUUCACAAGUCAGAGAGUUAACUCUGUUAAAGAAGUCAGAGGCAAAUUUAAAAACGAAUGUGAACCAAAAAGAAAAAACCAUUGCAUAUCUAGAAGAUCAAGUCAAAAAAUACAAUGAACAAUCAAAUUCUAAUAAGACCUCGCUGGAUAUUAUGCAAAAAGAAACAGAACAAUUAAAGAAUAAGAUUGACUUGAUGAAAAAACAAAACAAUGAACUCCAGAUUAGUGCUACUAAAAACAAUGAUUCUUUUGAAAGUUAUAUAAAAGAAAAUGGUAAACUUUCUGAGAGGCUAUCAGUAUUGCAAGAAAAAUAUGAUACAUUACAAAGCUUAAAGAGUAAUUCAAAUGAUCAAGUGGAAUCUAUUCAAAGGCAAUGUGAAGAGCUUACCGUGAAAUUGAAGGAAGCGAAUAAGAGAAUCUUGUCGUUAGAAGAUGAAUUGAGUGAAUAUGCAAAUGCAAUCCAAGAAAAAACAAGAGAGGCGUCAACUAUGCGUAGGUUAAUUUCAGAUUCUCAAAAUGAUGAUACAACUAAAUUAAAAGAAUUAAGAGAUAAAGUUUCAUAUUUGAAUGAUGAAAAGGGUAAAUUAGAAUCUGAAAUAGCAUUGCAGGCUUCUAGAAAUAACAGGGAUGUUCAAGAUUUAAAGAGGGCUAAUGCGGAAUUAAGUUCAGAGAUUCAUACGUUAAAGUUACGGGAAAGACAAUUAAUUGAUGAAGUUGAAACUUUAAAUUCAAUGAAUGCUAAGAUGAAACGUAAGACUAGUCAAGAUGAUGAUGACACUGGGGAGUUAGAAAAAUUGAAUUCUAACCUGAAGGAAGCGUUGGCAAAUUCGGACAAAAAGAUUCGUGAUUUAAUUGAAUCAAAUGACAACUUAAUGAAAUUGAAUAAAGAAUUGAAUCAAAAAUUUGAUAGAAUUUCAAAGAAUUACAGAACUUUAUCCAAUCAACUUAACUCGUUAAGAGAAGAAAAGAUAAGUAAUUCUACUAGAUCUAGUAGAUCCAGUUCGGUUAUUUCAAUGUCUAAUAAUAGUAGCAGUAACGUUAAUAAUGCCGCUUUGAAUCAAUCUCAAUCAUUCUUAUCGGUUAGUAAUAAGCCAAUACAGAGAUCUAGUACACCAGUGGAAACACAAUCUGAAUUAAACGAUAAAAUUGCAUAUAUCAAAAAUGUUUUGCUUGGAUUUUUAGAGCAUCGGGAACAGAGGGUUCAAUUAUUGCCGGUUAUAUCUACGUUAUUGCAACUUGAUAGCAAUGAUGAGAAGAGAUUGAUUAUGUCUAUAAAAUGA
Molecule: messenger RNA, 3018 nt
Organism: Vanderwaltozyma polyspora DSM 70294
Lineage: Eukaryota; Fungi; Ascomycota; Saccharomycetes; Saccharomycetales; Saccharomycetaceae
Gene: IMH1
Product: Imh1p
Exons: 1
Coding region: 1-3018 (1005 amino acids)
Cellular component (GO): Golgi apparatus
Source: RefSeq, a predicted model, not a curated record